GACCGGAGUUGUGGCGGGAAAUUCAACGACGCUCGCUCCGUUAGCUUCGUUAGCUUCGUUAGCUCCGCUUUAUGUAGUUUGUGUUUGUGUAAAUAUUUGAGUGUAGCUUCCCUAAAUAAAGCUAGAAGAACAUUAUAACGUUUGAUUUAAGUAAUUAGCUCAAAUUAAGUUGCCUGUGAAUGACCUUAGUAAAACUGUAGCUAUAUUAUAUAUUAUCCGUUAGCAGAGCAGGCUAUCAUUAGCCGACAUUAGCUGGGCCUGAAGUUAUACUGACAGACACGGUUGUAAAAAUGGCUACAGCCAGAAGACAGAUGAAGAAAAAACACCCAGAAGAAAAAUCAGAUAAAAACGUGUUUGACUUUAGUCCGGAGCAGGUAAAGAAAGAGCUGAGCGGGUCGGAGGACGACGCCAGAGCGGAUGAAACUCCGAUAGUGGAAAAGUUGGCCAAGAAGAGACCAGCAGCUGACAUGGAAGGAGAGGGGCCAGGAAAUGAGGUACAGUCCAUGUUGGAGAAAUUUGGAGCUGAUAUCAGUAAGGUGAUGCAGGCUAAGAAGAAGCGUCUGGAGUGUCUGACCAAGAACUACAUGAAGGGAAGCCAACACAAACUGGAGCAGCUGUGGAACACCUACCACAACCAGAGGAAGAAGAUGACUCACCAGUACUCCCAGCAGGUGUCCUCCGCGUUGCAGCAGUGGGAAGCUGAAGCCCAGCGAGCUGAGGAGCAGGAGGAGGAGCUCAACAAUCUGUUCAGACAGCAGCAGAAGAUCCUGCAGCAGGCCAGAGUGGUCCAGAACCAGAAGCUGAAGACCGUCAGAGAGCUGUACGAGCAGUUUGUGAAGAACAUGGAGGACAUGGAGAAGAGCCACGAUUCUUUCAUACAGGGGGCGCAACAGGAGCUGAGGAAGGAGAUGGCCACCCUGCAGAAGAAGAUCCUCAUGGACACACAACAGCAGGAGAUGGCCACAGUUCGUAAAUCGCUGCAGUCCAUGCUGUUCUAGCCUGUUACCACGGCUACGGAGCUAGUUCCUGCUUCCAGGUGUCUUAGGUCGGUGUUACCAUGGUUUCUGUAGUCCUGUAGCGUUGUCAUGGUUACGUUUGUUUUUUUACAUAUAAGAGUUCAUUUGACGACUGUGUUCUCUGUUCUGUUCCAGCAGCAGUUUGUGAUUCAGAUUAGUUGAAUUCAAAUAAGAAUGAACUCUGAAUGAAUUAGCUCUGAUAGCUGAGCUGUUUAUCUGUUGUGGUUUCUGUCUGUCAACACAGUACGGUUGGAAAGACUGCACAGCUCGUAAAGUUUUAUUAGAAACUUUAUUAGAAAAUCAUCUCUAUUACAAAUCCUUUGUAUGAAUUCAUCUGUAGACGAUUUGAGUCAAAGAGCUGAUUUCAAACUGAGAAAUGAAUAAAUGAAAGAUUGUUUAUGUACGGCC
Molecule: messenger RNA, 1424 nt
Organism: Dicentrarchus labrax (European seabass)
Lineage: Eukaryota; Metazoa; Chordata; Actinopteri; Moronidae
Gene: sycp3
Product: synaptonemal complex protein 3
Exons: 8
Coding region: 291-998 (235 amino acids)
Biological process (GO): meiotic cell cycle; spermatid development
Cellular component (GO): synaptonemal complex
Source: RefSeq, a predicted model, not a curated record